Molecule: messenger RNA, 2094 nt
Organism: Punica granatum (pomegranate)
Lineage: Eukaryota; Viridiplantae; Streptophyta; Magnoliopsida; Myrtales; Lythraceae
Source: RefSeq, a predicted model, not a curated record
UCGGUCUCCCGCAUCGUUUAAUUCGUCUUCCUCUCGUCUCCCCACCUUCAAUUCUCUCCAUCUCUCCCCCCUUCACUGAGCAGCAUUCUGUCAAUGGAGGUCUGAGCCAACGCCGUCGAUCGAAAUCCGGCGGUUUUAGCUUCUGCAUUUCGGAGAAAUGGGAGCUGAGAAGCGGUCUCGGGGGUGGUGCGGGUGGUUCCUGGUGGCGGUGGUCCUGGCACUGGUGGCCGGGGCUAUUGUCAUCACCGUCAGGAAGAGAUCCAGCCACGGCGGCGACGAGGCGGAGCCUGCCCCUGGCCCCCCCGGCGCUCCCGACAAGAAGUACUCCGACGCUCUCAAGAUCGCAAUGCAGUUCUUCGACGUUCAGAAAUCUGGUGAGUUGGAGAACAACAAGAUAUCAUGGAGAGGAGACUCGGCUCUUGACGAUGGGAGCGAAGCGAAGUUGGAUCUCUCCAAAGGAAUGUAUGAUGCAGGGGACCAUAUGAAGUUCGGGUUCCCGAUGGCUUUCACCGCCACCGUCCUGUCAUGGGCCAUCCUCGAGUAUGGAGACCAAAUGAAAGUCGUGAAUCAGUUGGAACCUGCACAGGACUCGCUCAAGUGGAUAACUGACUACCUUGUUGCAGCUCAUCCUAAAGAUAAUGUCCUCUACAUUCAGGUCGGUGAUCCCGAUAAGGACCAUAAGUGUUGGGACAGGCCAGAGACCAUGACUGAGAAACGGCCUCUAAUUAUGUUGAAUACAUCAACUAGCGGCACAGAGGUUGCAGCCGAAACUGCAGCAGCUUUAGCGUCAGCUUCUCUCGUUUUCAAGUCGGUUGAUUCCACCUAUUCCAGCACGCUUCUAAAGCAUGCUGAGCAGCUCUUCACUUUUGCUGAUAAGUACAGAGCUUCUUAUAGUGUCAGCAUCCCCCAAGUUCAGACUUACUACAAUUCAACAGGAUAUGGUGAUGAGCUUCUUUGGGCCGCCAGCUGGCUCUACCAUGCAACCGGAGAGCAAUCGUACCUUCAGUAUGUCUCUCAGAAUGGGAAGUCAUUCGCAAAUUUUGGAAGCCCAACCUGGUUCUGUUGGGACAACAAGCUUGCCGGAGCCCAGGUACUCCUUUCCAGAGUGAGCUUUUUUGGUGCUAAGGAUGCAUCAGGUUCAGUAAAGAAUAGCCUUCAAGCGUACCAAAAGACUGCCGAGGCUGUUAUGUGUGGACUUUUCGCGAGUUCUCCUACCGCCACAUCCAGCAGAACAGAAAGUGGUCUUAUAUGGGUCAGUGAAUGGAACUCUCUGCAGCACCCCGUAGCCUCUGCAUUUUUAGCCACGGUAUACAGUGACUACAUGCUGACAUCCAGAACAGCUAAGAUAUCAUGCGAUGGAAAAUCCUAUAAGCCGUCAGAUCUUCGGAAAUUCGCCAAAUCUCAGGCUGAUUAUGUUUUGGGCGAUAACCCAAUGAAAAUGAGCUACCUUGUGGGCUACGGCAACAAAUACCCACAAUUUGUGCACCACAGAGGGGCUUCAAUACCUGCCAAUGCUACAACGGACUGUACCAGUGGCUUCAAGUGGCUUGACUCAGCCAAGCCUAACCCCAAUGUAGCUAUUGGGGGACUGGUUGGCGGGCCCUUCAAGAACGAGUCAUUCAUCGAUUCGAGGAACAACUCUAUGCAGGCUGAGCCAAGCACAUACAACAGCGCCCUCCUUGUGGGCCUGCUCUCGGGCUUAGUCACCACAUCUUCGGUGGUUCAGUCCUUUGCCUGAAAGAAAAAACUCUCAGUACAUAUACCCUUCUAACUAAACAACGUUGUUUGUGCUUUUAUGUAGUUAAAUCAUCGGUUUGUUCGUGUUAGGUUCUUCUAAAUAUAUUAUUUACCUCGGAAGGAAUAUAGAAAUUAGUACUCAAUUCUUAGCAUGCUAGUGAUGAGAGAGUUUUUGAGGACAUUGAUCCUUGUAAGGAAGUUUUCGCACUUUCUGAUUUGCUAGCUUGUUUCCGUCUUUGUCCCUUUGAGGAAAGGCAUUGUGCCAUGUUAUGAUAAACUCUGAGGUUGCUGUGCUACUUCUGAUCAGUUGGUAGCAGCAGCCCUACCUUAUCUUUUAUGAGUUCUAUUGUCGACGAA